AAGAGGAAACCGUACUGGAAGUUAGUUAUCGACAAUAUAACUGCGCAUGCGUCUACGGUGAGCUGUAUUUUGCUUAUACGAUGGCAGUAGGUCCAUGCUCACAGGUAUGGUCUAUUUAUAUUUGUCAUCAGAUGAGUAGGACCAAUGUUGAUCUGUAGCAUCUAAUGAUUUUUCCUGUCGCUGAUCGGGAAUUAUUUCAUGUAUCUCUCUCUGCUAUGGUAACUCAAGUUCUGAAGUAGGGACCAGCUGACAGGGUAGCUUUUGUUGGAAUAAUGCCAAGCUUGUAUAUAAAUGGAUGAAUAUCACCAACAGCAUGGGAAACAUUUUACCAUUUUACAUCUCAGUUAAAUCAGCUAUCCGGCAUAGUAGCUGAACUUUUAGACGACAGAAAAUGAUACUCUUGGCGUAUUGAUGAAAGUAUCUUAUUGCACGAAAUACGUUUAGUAGUUGUUCGAACCAGGCAUCGUCUGUACCGUGAGAUAUAGGAUCCUUAAUGGAUAUACAAGCACAUUGCACUGAUGAGUGGUGAGAAAAUCAGUUGCAGAGACAUGGAACGAGGAUGCAAGCUAGCAGAAUGAGAAAGUGGUGAUACUUUCGCCAUAGAUGCAUCUGUAACCACGGCCAGUCUGCUUAUAUACCAGUCAGGAUGGAACUCAGGAAGAAAGAAAUGAUCCCCUUAAUCUGUACCAUCGUUGCCAUUUUGAUGUGUGUCAUCUUUAGCCGCCACAAUGGUUUUACCGUCGUGCAAACCAUACAGACCGGGCUAGAUGUGGAACCAGUGCAAUCAGUAUCACGGAAACAACUCCCUAAACCGGCAACAAGCCUCGUCUUUGUUAAAACCCAUAAAACUGGCGGGACGACUUUGGCAUCGAUUCUCAACCGAUUCGGGUACAAGCAUCGUCUCUCGUUUCUCUUCAAUCGGGGAGAUAAGAUCCAUGGCCACUUCCGGUUGUCUAAACUUGCUAAAAAGAAACCUCGCAGCUUCCUGCCUCCGCUUUGCGUUGCUACGGGUGACUACACACAUUACAGGAAUUACAGCAUGAUGACAGCGCAUCUGAGGUUUCUACCAAAUCUAGAAAACCUGAAACGAUUCAUGAAAUCCGAUUGCAAGUAUGUGUCUAUCCUCCGUGAGCCGAGCGCGCAGUGGGAAAGCGCGUUUUCCUUUUUCGGCGCUGCGAGCUCCAUGCAUAUCAGUAAAAGUGGGCGGGGGAACACGAGCGUUGCGAACAUCGCAACGUUUCUGAGUAAGCCUGAAUAUUACUGGAAUUCCGCCAGGGGUGGCCAUGCCAAGUUCUACUCGAGAAACGGACAGCUUUUCGAAUUCACCGAAGAUGGCGCUAUCCACAUGUAUGAAGACAUCGUCAAUGACACGAUUGAGCAGCUCGAUGAGCAUCUCGACUUGGUUCUCAUAACAGAACACUUCGACGAUGGGGAUAUGACAUCAGCUGGGAACGUCGUUGUCUAG
This is a messenger RNA of Lytechinus variegatus (green sea urchin), 1465 nucleotides long. Its product is annotated as galactose-3-O-sulfotransferase 2-like. The transcript has 4 exons. Gene Ontology annotation, biological process: glycolipid biosynthetic process. The record is from RefSeq and is a predicted model, not a curated record. Gene Ontology annotation, molecular function: galactosylceramide sulfotransferase activity. Bases 647 to 1465 code for a protein of 272 amino acids. NCBI's taxonomy places the organism in Eukaryota, Metazoa, Echinodermata, Echinoidea, Temnopleuroida, Toxopneustidae. Gene Ontology annotation, cellular component: membrane.